UGACAUAGGCGGGGCCGGUGACGGGCGUAUUGUGGCGGAGGGGCUCAGCUUGUCAGGGUUACGAGGUUGAAAGGACAAAGAAUUGGAAGAACUGAGCUAAGAACCAAGGCACAACGGUUGGGAAAAAUAAAUUUGUGGGAAGAUUAUUUUUGUUUUUAAAAAGAUGUGCUGACCAGAAGAAUAUCUCACUAGUGGCCCUUGGUAAAUCUAGUGCCUUAUAAAAGAUGGGGUUUGGAAGUGACCUGAAGUAUUCUCAUGAAGCUUUGCUAAAACUGCAAGAUUGGGAGUUACGGCUAUUGGAAACGGUGAAGAAAUUUAUGACCAUGAGAAUAAAAAGCGAUAAAGACUAUGCAUCCACUUUGCAGAAUCUUUGCAAUCAAGUUGAUAAGGAAAGUACUUCACAACUGGAUUAUGUUAGUAACGUAUCUAAGUCGUGGCUGCUCAUUGUGCAGCAAACAGAACAGCUUAGCAGGAUCAUGAAGACACAUGCAGAAGACCUGAAUGCUGGGCCAUUGCAUAGGCUUACCAUGAUGAUCAAAGACAAGCAACAAAUAAAGAAGAGUUACAUUGGUGUUCAUCAGCAAAUUGAGGCAGAGAUGUUCAAGGUCACAAAAACAGAAUUGGAAAAAUUAAAAUCAAGUUAUAGACAAUUAAUUAAGGAAGUAAAUUCCGCCAAAGAGAAGUUCAAGGAAGCUCUGUCUAAAGGAAAGGAGACUGAAAAAGCCAAAGACCGUUAUGAUAAAGCCACUAUGAAACUCCACAUGUUGCACAAUCAAUAUGUGUUGGCACUGAAAGGAGCACAGCUACAUCAGCACCAGUAUUAUGAUGCUACCCUUCCUCUGUUCCUUGACUCCUUACAGAAGAUGCAAGAAGAAAUGAUUAAAGCACUAAAAGGAAUCCUUGAAGAGUAUAGUCAGAUCACCAGUCUUGUGACAGAAGAAAUAGUGAAUGUCCAUAAAGAGAUCCAGACAUCUGUUGAGCAGUUAGACCCUGGUUCAGAGUACAGUAGUUUCAUAGAUGCUCACAGGACACCAGAUGUUGAACAGCAAGAAAUAGAGUUUGAUACUUCUUUAUUGGAAGAAAAUGAAAAUCUUCAAGCUAAUGAGAUUAUGUGGAAUAAUUUGACAGCUGAAAGUUUGCAAGCUAUGUUGAAAACAGUAGUUGAAGAGUUGGUUCAGACACAACAGACACUUCUAAACAAGGAGGAGCUAGUAUUAGAGUUAGAAAAGAAGAUAGAAGAAUCUUCGAAGAUUUGUGAAAGGAAAUCUGAUGUUGUGCUUCUGCUGAGCCAGAAACAGGCAUUGGAAGAACUGAAGCAAACAGUUCAGCAAUUGAGAUGCACUGAAGUCAAGUUUGCAGCCCAGAAAGAACUUCUACAGCAAAAAGUGCAAGAAAAUGAUGGGAAAGAGCCCCCACCUGUUGUAAACUAUGAGGAGGAUGCCAGAUCAGUUUCUUCUAUGGAUAAGAAAGAUAAAGUUUCCAGGUUUGAUACCAUUCGGCACUCCAUUGCUGGAAUGAUAAGAUCUCCAAAGUCUAUGCUAGGCUCUUCAUCGUUCUUUGACGUAAUAUCAACCAGCGAAAAACCCCUAGCAGAGCAAGAUUGGUAUCAUGGUGCAAUCCCAAGAGUAGAAGCUCAAGAGCUAUUAAAACAGCAAGGAGACUUCUUGGUGCGAGAGAGUCAUGGGAAGCCUGGUGAAUAUGUCCUUUCUGUGUUUUCAGAUGGACAGCGGAGACACUUCAUCAUACAGUAUGCUGAUAAUCAAUACCGAUUUGAAGGAACUGGGUUUGCCACUAUUCCUCAGCUCAUUGAACAUCAUUACACAACAAAACAUGUGAUUACAAAGAAAUCAGGUGUCGUUCUGCUGAAUCCUGUCGUUAAGGAUAAGAAAUGGCUUCUCAAUCAUGAAGAUGUCACACUGGGAGAAUUGCUAGGCAAAGGUAAUUUUGGUGAAGUGUAUAAGGGAACAUUAAAAGAUAAAACCCCUGUUGCUGUAAAAACGUGCAAAGAAGACCUUCCUCAGGAGCUGAAAAUAAAAUUUUUAUCAGAAGCCAGAAUACUCAAACAAUAUGAUCAUCCGAAUAUUGUAAAGCUUAUAGGAGUAUGCACUCAAAGGCAGCCUAUUUAUAUUGUUAUGGAACUUGUCCCAGGAGGUGAUUUCCUCUCCUUUUUAAGAAAGAAGAAGGAUGAGCUAAAAACCAAACAGUUAGUGAAAUUUUCAUUAGACGUUGCUGCUGGGAUGGCAUAUCUCGAAUCCAAAAACUGUAUCCACAGGGACCUUGCUGCAAGGAACUGCCUAGUAGGUGAAAAUAAUGUUCUGAAAAUUAGCGACUUUGGAAUGUCUCGUCAAGAAGAUGAUGGAGUAUAUUCAUCUUCUGGAUUAAAGCAAAUUCCCAUCAAAUGGACUGCUCCAGAGGCUUUGAACUAUGGACGAUACACUUCUGAAAGUGAUGUAUGGAGUUACGGAAUCUUCCUCUGGGAGACCUUCAGUUUAGGUGUAUGUCCAUACCCAGGAAUGACUAAUCAGCAAGCACGGGAACAAGUGGAAAAAGGCUAUCGAAUGUCAGCACCUCAGAAGUGCCCAGAGGAAAUCUAUAAAAUAAUGCAACGGUGUUGGGAUUAUAAUCCUGAAAUGAGACCAAAAUUCAGUGAGAUUCACAAAGAGCUCUCUGCAUUGAAAAAGAAAGUGACAUCAUGAGGAACUAGCAGGACUCAAACUACAGGACUCUUCUCUUUUUCCAGAAAGUAAUAUUUUCUGUCAUGAACACUAUGCGUUUAUACCACAUUUCUUUCAAUAUUCUUCUAGGAUUCCCUUUUUUUAAAGAAAAAAACCCUGUUUGUAUUCAAGUGUGCCCAGCCUGGAAAAUGUCAAAAAUGUUAAAGAGAAAGAGAGUGUUCUGCCAAAUGCUUUAUAUCCAAUCACAGUGAUGCUGUCAUUUAGGUUAUGUGUAAAUAGAUAACACAUAAUAUAUGUGUAGAUUUAAGGAACUGUGGCUCCUUUCUAUUUCUGUGAUUAACCCCUAACACUGUUUUUUGGCCUGUUUCUCUGCUUUUGGUUCCAGGUUCUCACAGCAGUCGCACUGCAAGCCAAGUGGUUUAUGCACCAUUCCUACAAAUCUUAAAAUCGAAGGCAGAGUUUUCAGUAUUACCUCAAUUUAAAAGAUUAUACAAGAGAGUGCUCUGAAAAACAGAACAAAAAGCAGAACCAUCAGCUAAUGCAUUCUUGGGAUCUUGUAUUCUUAUUCUAAAACAACAUCAUAUAAAGGUUUGAUUGUAGAAUGAGGAAUGCAUGCGUAAGUUUCAUGGAGACAUUUCAAGAUGGUAACAUUUUCAGUACUGGACAUUAUUUCCAUUUUUAAGAAACCAAGAAAUAGAGUCACAGUUCUCUAGGAAUUGGCACCCGUAAAUAUAUGUGUGGGCCAGCUUUUAUUGAAGGGGUGGGGAUUGGGGUGGGAAUAAAUCCAAAGCUAAGUCUUAUGGUGAUACAUCUGUCAGGAAAUACUGCAGAUGAUCUGUCUUUCAGCAGGAUGAGCUAUAGCAGUACACAGUUGUUUUUGAAUGUGCACAUUCAGAAGUGCUGUCAGCAAGAAACAUGGUUGAGAAUGAGAGUGGCAUAUAAUGAAGGUAACCAGAAGCAUUGAUUUUUGGAUGGGGAAGGGAAAGUGAAUUACCUGAUUGGCCUUUGGAAGCUCAGUGAAUUGAUGUUCCUGUUCUGUACGCAGCUAGAGCAAGGAAAAAGUGUAAAAUAUAUUCUAUACACACUGUCCAAAGAGAGAAGGUAUUUUUCAGUAACACACACACACACACACACACACACACACACACACAUCUUAAUAGA
This is a messenger RNA of Elgaria multicarinata webbii, 3836 nucleotides long. RefSeq names its product FER tyrosine kinase (gene FER). Bases 225 to 2696 code for a protein of 823 amino acids. Gene Ontology annotation, molecular function: ATP binding; non-membrane spanning protein tyrosine kinase activity. NCBI's taxonomy places the organism in Eukaryota, Metazoa, Chordata, Lepidosauria, Squamata, Anguidae. The record is from RefSeq and is a predicted model, not a curated record. Gene Ontology annotation, biological process: Fc-epsilon receptor signaling pathway; cell adhesion; chemotaxis. The transcript is spliced from 20 exons.